Molecule: messenger RNA, 2938 nt
Organism: Chara braunii
Lineage: Eukaryota; Viridiplantae; Streptophyta; Charophyceae; Charales; Characeae
Source: the annotation of a GenBank genome assembly
GCCGUACCACAUCAACAGUGGUCACUACAGUCCCACUGUCCAGCCAGGCUCAGGUUAGUAGCAACAACCUGUUUCAGUGGCUAUGCAGCCGCUGCAACAAGCACCUGGGCCCAUGCAGCCUAUGCAGUGGAUGCCCAAGAUAGCUUUGAUGAGUCCCAAGCCCUUCUCUGGGGAUAAGAAGAAGGACGAAGACUUGGACACUUGGGUGAGAACUGUGCCUACUUAUGUGAGGCAUAAGCUCACAAGGCCACAGCAAGAAGUUGUAGUGGCUGCCUCCUUUUUAGAACGGUCAGCAGCCCGCUGGUUAAAUGGCGUAGUGCAACAACAGGGCUACGAUCAAAACUUCGAUGCCUGGGCACAAUCUCAGACAUUGGAAGAGUUCAUACGGUCCGUAUACAACAAGUGGCAUGACCCACAAGGGGCUCAGAAGGCCACUGACGCUAUCAACAGUCUUUGUUCCCGAAGGUUCAAGAAUGUUAGAGAGUUGACGGACGCCGUAGAACGAUUAAUCGUGGUACCUGGUGUGCGUUUUGACCAGCAGGUUCUCCUAACGGAUWACCUAAGGUGCCUACCGUCARAGGUAAGGACCAAGCUGGUUGACGAAGCCUAUGUUGAACAGCACACCUUCACUUCAUUUAGUAAGAAAGCUCUGGACAUCGAGGCAAAGCUAGGAUCUGCGCAUCAGGCCCCCAACGAUGGUAGRAAGAGACUGCCCCAAGAUUGGAAGAAAAAGGGUCAGUUAAUGUUCGUUGACCACGAUGGUCAAACGACGRAGAUUGACGACUACUCGGAUCUUGGGGAGUUCACAAAGCACGAUGGGGGUAGUGAGACUUCARAUGGUGGAGUCGUAGCACCCAUCAAGGAAAAGGCUAGGGGGACCGGRAAGAAGAAGGUAGUACGGUCCACGGGUCAGGGCGACCAAGGAACACCCGCAUGGGUGAAGAUUGGUUUAGAGUAUGAGGUGUGGCGUGACCACGUUGCUAGGGGUACAUGCAUGAACUGUGGCCAUUAUGGUCACACGUCCAGGACUUGCCGCGGCAAGAAGGUCACCACGAAGACAGCGGAGAUGGAGCAGAAGCCAGGCGAAUCUGACAGAGACUAUGAGAAACGGGUGAUAGCUAUGAUGAUUGAAAGCAAGCAGCGGGCAAAGGCAGCAGCAGCUGCACGCAAGAAGGAGGCAGAGGCAGAGAGGCUGCGUCUUCUAGCAGAAGAACAACGGGAGAAGCACGCAGCAGCAGCAGCGAAGGCCACAUAUGAAGAGCGCGUAAGGCGGCGGGAGAUUCUAUUUAAGGAGGAAAAUGCGGUACACGCGCAGGCCAAGGAUUGGCAGAAGGAGGCCAAGAGUAGGGAAUCCGCUGACUACAGGAGCAAGCUAUUUCAAUUGCUCAACCGCAUCUUGGACCUUCUCGCUACGUACAUUGCACAGCAGGAAAACAUUCACUCUCUCGACCACGCCAACCACGCGCUACAGCAGUCGGUGGACCAGCUGACCAAGUGCGUACAUCAGUUGGAGCAGCGACCAGUCACCCCCUCCAGCGUCGGCCCCUCCGACCUCGCCGAUCGUGUAAACGUCUGGGAGAUAGACGUGGGAACGCUCAAGGCCUGGGCACAGCGGCUGGAGCAGCAAGUUUGCGCAGCAACAGCCGGCUCUACCACGUCGCCAUGCGAGAGCAUUCCCAAAUUCGACGGGGUCUCGAUCUUUUGCGCCGCAUCGAAGAUGGACCCUAUACGGUGGUGGCGCCAGUUCGAACUCAAGCUGGACAUCCACAAGGUCGUCGACAACAACCGACAUGCAUACUUGUACUCUUGGUCAGGAGGUGCGUGUCAAGCAUGGUUGGACAACAUGCUGUCCGCACACGCGUGCACAGUCUCCGAGCUGCAUAACUUCAUCACCUGGACUAAUCUCACGGCGGCAUGGCAGAAAUGUUUCCAAGUGGAACCACCCGAGCAUCAGGCGAUGGACAAGCUGCUCGCAUUUUCUCAGAACAACAUGCCAAGCGGAGACUGGAUAUCCGAGUUCCAACGCCUGGCGAGCACACCGAAGCUGCCGAUGACCUUCAACGGCAUCAAGCUCUACUUCAUCAAGAGGUUGUGCCCGGCGUUGCAAAAUGCGUUGACUCAAGUCGCCGAGAACCUCGACACAAGUGAAGAACUCUUCAACAAGGCCAAGCAGAUCAUUGUAACAUGGAAGCCAAGAAUAUUGGUCGUUCUCGGACCUUGGAGGAACAUCUCGAGCAUCUUCGACGAGUAUUGGGGACGCUCUGUCACGCCAAGUACAAAGCCAACCACAACAAGUGCGAAUUCGUGCGUCAAGUUGGAGUACUUGGGCCAUUUUGUCACACCGGAAAGCAUCAGUCCGUUGUCGAACAAGAUUCAAGCCAUCCAAGAUUGGCCGGAGCUGCGGAAUGUCACGAAUGUUCGUUCGUUCCUUGGCCUUGUCGGCUACUACCAACGUUUCAUCAAGGGAUACUCGAAGAUCGUGGCUCACUUGACCAAGCUUCAAUGCGAGAAUCGGCCGUUUGACUUCGGGAAGGAUGCGCAGGAAUCAUUUUUGUCCCUCAAGGCUGCAUUGCUAUCUGCGGAGGUCUUGCGCAGAUACGACCCGCUAUUGCUGACGCGCGUCACUACGGAUGCAUCCGACUACGACAUUGGUGCCGUCCUCAAACAACAUGAUGGCAUGGUCGGGCACCUGGUCGAAUACUUCAUCAAGAAAGUGCAUGUCGUGCAGUCAAUUGAUGAUGCACGCAAGAAGGAACUUCUCGCCUUCUUCCACGCGCUCAAGCAGUGGCGGCACUUCCUCCUUGGUCGAAGCCAAUUCCGAUGGGUAACGGACAACAAUCCGUUGGUCUUUUAAAGACCCAAGAUACCGUUAACAACACCAUCGUCGUUGGAUGGCUUUCAUCGACCAGUUUGACUUUUUUCCACCAAGACCCAAAAG